UGAUCUAAAUGAGAUAUAAUAAUUUUGUUUAAGAUAACGGAUUCAGAGGUUAAAUCUAAAUUUUAGUUUUUACUAUUUAAAAUGGUUGGAUUAAAAAUUCUAUAUGUUUAUAUAACUGGAUUUACAGUUUAUUUACAUGCUGGCACUGUUGAGAGAAUAUAUAUACGUGAGAACAAACCAGCUCUGAAAGGUAGUAAUAUACAGCUCGUGUGUGAGAUAUCACAGUUUAGUAAGUCUGAUACGUUAUAUGUCUACAAGAGCGACUCUCGUCUUCCUUCCUCAUUUCCUGAUAUCCGGCCAAUGACUAUCUGUUUCUCCGAAUCAUUCUGUAUGACAAACAGUAUUGGCAGAUACACAUUCAGUGCUGACAAGAUUAAUGUCUACAUCAACAUAACCAGUGUAAACAGAUCGGAGGAUCAGAAAUGGUGGACAUGUUCUAUUGAGAAUCAGAGAAAGGAUAUGUUGGUUAAUGUCAUAACUGUACCAGUAUCACUCCAGUAUGAAAACCCUCCGAGCCAGGUUCAAGAUUUAGCACAGAAUGCUGUUCAACUUAAAUGUAGUACCGGGUGUUCCUAUCCGCAACCAUCAUUAACUUGGUAUUAUUCUGAGUCAGGAAGUGAUUCCCUUCAAGUCUGGUCAACACCAGGAUCUGCGUCUGAUACAACAACAGGAUGUUCUGACUCUGAGAGAAAAUAUUCUUCAAUUUUAUCUCUUCCAAGAUAUACAACAUUCCCUGGUAACGUAAAGAAAACUGUCCAGUUAAAAUGCAGCAUUUUAUCAUUUACUGGAAUGUCUGAACAACUACACACAGAUUUCACAACUGAAAUUCAAUGUGCCGAACGGACAAACGUAAAAUCGUUUUAUAUUGGACAGAAUGAAAGUCAAACGGUGGCGACAUUAGAGGAACAUGAUGUGAACAUUCCGCUUACUUGCAUUGUAACUGGAAUAUCUGCCAAAGAACUUUAUAUCAUAUUUAACGGGGACAUUAUUGCAAGACAGUCUAACACAAAUAAAUUAGAAUACAAUGUUCAAGACGUAACUUGUACUAAAGGCGGCAUUUAUAUCUGCAAAGCAGUUGAUAAUUUCGGUGCCUCAACAAACAAAACUGCUACGCUAUUUGUAGAAUGUUCUCCACGGCCAGUUCGACAAGUUCUUCACAAUAUAACGAGUCAGGUCGGUGAAUCCGUAACACUUUCAUUCAUGGUUAUAGCUUAUCCUAAACCUGGACCUAAAGGAUUUUCAUGGUCCAUGGAAGAUCGACUUAAUUGGGUUUCUUUACUGAGUAACGAAGAUCUUCAAAUUUCAUCAUCUGAUUUGGAGACAAAUCUAACAAUCUCAAAUGUAUCUCGUGAACAGUUUGGAAAAUAUCGUGUAACUACUAUUAACAGAAUCGGUUCAUACGACCAGAUAUUGUUCCUCUCAGAGAAAGAUUUCAGACCUGACACAUGCAAUAAGUACAAUGAAGAGAAAUGCUCCUUUACAACUACAAUAGUUCUCGGAAUAGUAUGUGUUGUUCUGGUUGGCUAUGGUACUGGUGUAUCCAUAUUGUACAAAAGAAAUACCAAUAAGAAAGGUACAACAACAAAUGCAAGAUAUGGAUUCAGAACUGGAAAUGACAAUAUAGGAAAUACUACAAAUGUAACAGAGGAACAAGAUUAUGAAAAUAAUGUUGCAGAAGCUGACGAGGACACUUCUAAACAAUAUACUGAGCUGACACAUUAUUCAAACGAUGCCGCCACAUAUGAACCGUUACGUGUUUAGAUAAGAUGUUUGUAACUUAUUUUAAUCUCUGUGUUAAAAUGUAUGUACGAAAGUGACGUAAACUGUUCACAUAAAGUAAAUAAUUUCUAAUGCAAACUGAAAUAUUUGAUACAUCCAACAUCGCAAUGGUUUGAAUAUAUAAUGAAGAAUAAGUUCUGAUGUAUACUUCUCUGUAUUGUCAAAGACUUGAUAAGUCACCUUACCUUUCAGAAGAAAGAGUACGAAUUCAGUAUAUGAAUACACAAAUGAUAUAUACUUGUAACUGUACGCGCACGAGAGACCGAUUGGUACAAUUCAACUUCAUAAAUACCCGAUUAAUUUUCGUAAUUUCAUAAUUUUAACUUCGUUAAUUCCCGUUUCAACAUACGGAAUACACGAAUUCUCCAUUUCAGCUUCAUGAAUUCACGAAGUUGAAUCCGUGAUGUUGAAAUCGUGAAUUCAUGAUGUUGAAAUACGGAAUUCAUUAAGUUGAAAUCGUGGAUUCUUGAACAUGAAAAUGUGAAUUUACAAAGAUGAAGUCUGGAAUUCAUGAAAUUGAAAUGUCCUCACCGGUCUUUCGUAUCAUUCUCCCGAGUUCAUCUGUUUUCCACUGAGUUUUGUUUUACGUUCAUGCUAUUUAAUUGAUUAUCUUUGAAAUAUGCUCUCCUUGUUUAGCAAAUAUAUGUAUCAUAUCAAUUAAUAAUAUAUGUAUUUCAUAAAAUAUUUAUGCAUGUA
Ruditapes philippinarum (Manila clam) is the source of this 2475-nucleotide messenger RNA. RefSeq lists its product as uncharacterized. Gene Ontology annotation, cellular component: cell-cell junction. Gene Ontology annotation, molecular function: cell adhesion molecule binding. Gene Ontology annotation, biological process: cell-cell adhesion. Bases 82 to 1761 code for a protein of 559 amino acids. NCBI's taxonomy places the organism in Eukaryota, Metazoa, Mollusca, Bivalvia, Venerida, Veneridae. The record is from RefSeq and is a predicted model, not a curated record. The transcript is spliced from 9 exons.